Molecule: messenger RNA, 839 nt
Organism: Oryzias melastigma (Indian medaka)
Lineage: Eukaryota; Metazoa; Chordata; Actinopteri; Beloniformes; Adrianichthyidae
Gene: nmrk1
Product: nicotinamide riboside kinase 1
Exons: 9
Coding region: 124-732 (202 amino acids)
Cellular component (GO): cytoplasm
Source: RefSeq, a predicted model, not a curated record
AAACAAGGAGAGGGGGUUGUUUAACUGCGAGAGAACAAUGCCCACGUUUCUUUCUAAAUCUUGAAUUCGGGAUAAUUAUUCGUGCUCAUUAGUUAUGCAAAUGAUUCGCUGCGCAGCAUCGAAAUGAAGAGGCUUAUUGUUGGGAUUGGAGGGAUGACCAAUGGAGGAAAAACUACUCUUUCUAAAAGUCUACAUCAGAAGAUCCCGAACAGCUGUUUAAUUGCACAGGAUUCCUAUUUUAAAGAUGAAUCUGUUGUUCCGGUGGACCACAACGGCUUUAAGCAAUAUGACACGCUCGACGCUCUCCACAUGGACAAGAUGAUGAGCGAGGUAAACUCGUGGAGAAGAGAUCCUGUCUCGAUCCAGAGAGAGAAAGCCGGCCGGGACGCCAGUUCUCCAUCAGCUAAUGGGGUCUUCGUCUUGAUAGUGGAAGGUUUCCUCAUUUUUAACUACAGGCCUCUAAAUGAUCUGUUUGACAAAAAGUACUUUUUGGAAAUACCUUAUGAUGUUUGUAAGAAGAGAAGAAGUUUCAGGGUGUACACGCCUCCAGAUCCCCCCGGCUAUUUCGAUGGAUACGUGUGGCCGAUGUACCUCAAAAAUCGUCAAGAGAUGGAAGCCCUUACUUCAGAAAUUGUGUUUUUGGAUGGUUUGAAGCCAAAAGAAGAACUCCUGGCGAUUGUGCUUGAAGAAGUUAGUAAAGAAAUAAACAGACUUAAAGCAACUUUCUCAUGAUCCAAAGGACAGGAAGUCUGGAUGAGAACUACGAUAUGUAUGAUGUGGAUCUGAAGAGAGAAACUGGAUUGAAAAAGCAAAAUUAAUACUUUUGUGUUACUAAAAAA